CUAAAAGAAACGUCAUUUUUGUUAAUUAAAAUUUUGCUCGUCUUCUUCGUACCGCACUGAAGUGCUAAUCUGUGUAAAGUGAUUUCGCGUAGAAAUUAAUUUGGAAAUUUAGCUAGUAGUGAAUUAAAAUUACAUAAUAAACAGUGCAGGAUUGUGUUGUCUUACUACUGGCAAUAAACUGCGAUAUCGAAUGAUUGCCCUCGUUUAAAAUAGGUGCUGUACUCAAUCUACAAUGGCCCUUUUGGGAGCACAGCUGGUUAUUACGCUGAUUAUGGUCAGCGUGAUCCAGAAGUUGAGUCCACAUUUUUCGUUAGCCAAAUGGAUUCUCUGCUCUACCGGGUUGACCCGGUAUCUGCACCCAACGGAUGAAGAGCUGAGGAAGCUGUCUGGCGUACCCCGGGAGAAGGGUAAGAACAAGAAAGACAAACGGAACGGCCAUGUCGAGCAGGACAAACCUUCGACGUUCCAUAUUCCAAGAAGCUUGGACGUCCAGCUGGAAACUAUCGGAAUUUCGCCGUACGAUAUCAUCCAUUUGAGAUACUACACCGAGUAUCAGUGGCUGGUGGAUUUCAGCUUGUACGCCUCGAUUGUGUACGUUGUGUCCGAGGUGUACCAGUUCUUUUUCCCUCUUAAGGAAGAAUUCAACCUCAGCAUGUUGUGGUGCUUGCUAGUCGUUUUCUUUGCAUUCAAACUGUUAGCAUCUCUUACGGUCCAGUAUUUCCAAAGCGAGGAAUCUAUUGGGGAGCGAUCAACUUGUAUAGUAACCGGACUCGUUUAUCUGCUAAUUGCGAUGGUAAUUCUGAUCGUGCCUGAGACAACGCUCGAAGUGGGGCUGGACCGUGCCUACAGGAGCUUCAACGAAAGUGCUUCUGUGUUUUUGGAAACCCAAGGAUUGAACUCAUCUGGACCCGCGUCUAAGAUCGUGGUGAAAUUUUUCAUUGCUGUCAGCUGUGGAAUUCUUGGGGCACUGUUUACCUUCCCUGGGCUGCGCAUGGCAAGAAUGCACUGGGAUUCACUGAAAUUUUGCCAAGACCGAGUUUGGCUGAAGUUUCUCCUAAAUCUCAGUUUUGCAAUGCCAUUCCUUUUAGUCCUACUGUGGAUCAAGCCUCUCAGUCGCGAUUAUCUCACAGCUCGUGUAUUUUCUGGAAUGUCAUCUCCAAUACUAUCUUCGGAAGCAUUCGAAACAAUACGACUGGGUGCGGUUGUGUUUGCUGUUUUGCUUCGUUUUCUGUUGAUGCCGGUUUAUCUGCAAGCGUAUCUCAAUCUGGCCUAUCACCGCAUCGAGGAUCAAAAGAAGGAAGCCGGACGUAUCACAAACGUUGAUCUGCAGAAAAAAAUCACUUCCAUUUUCUACUACCUGUGCGUCGUAACGCUGCAAUACGUGGCACCGAUCUUGAUGUGCCUGUUCUUUGCGUUGAUGUACAAAACUCUUGGCGAUUAUACUUGGGCCGGGUUCCUACAGGAAGCGUUGCCCCUUGACGAGUGUUCUGCCGAUUUGGAUACGCAACGAGCGAUGGAAGUUGUGACGGCGGAUGCUUCCAGCGUAGAAGACGCUGCUGCAAUAGCAGCGGAUGAUGCCAAUAUUUUGUCUGCCGCACAGACAAUUCAACUCUCGCUGCAAAGCCUUAAAUCAGUUUUCACCAAAGACGUCUAUCGGGGGUUGUUCGGAUUUGCCACGUGGUGGAGCUGCUUUAUUUGGUUUGCAGCCAGCUCGUUGGGAAUGGUUUAUCAGUCUUAUUUCACAAAAUCGUAGAAAGUUUUUAGCAAUUAAACGUUACGUCCAAAUCGUUUUUAGGGAACGACAUCGUAUCGCAUUUAAGUUGUAAAAUGAGCAUUUCUUCAGUUCAUUGAUCCAAUGUCAAAUAGACUCCAGCACAAGAUACAUUGUAGUUAGAUAUAAGUCUAAAAAAUCGAGUCAUACUUUUUCUCAUUUAACUAGUUUGUAAAGAGAAUGAUCCCAACGUAUUUUUUGUUUGUAAAUACAUGUGCUCUAACCGUGGCAAGUUGUUAAGUGAUACAGCAUAUGGCAACUCACAUGUUUUGGUUUUGAUUUGAUAACGAGUUGAAUAUUAAUUAGUGACAAAUUAUAAGGCGGAAAAUAAAUUUGUAUCGAUUGAAACCUA
Molecule: messenger RNA, 2123 nt
Organism: Armigeres subalbatus
Lineage: Eukaryota; Metazoa; Arthropoda; Insecta; Diptera; Culicidae
Gene: emei
Product: transmembrane protein 161B
Exons: 7
Coding region: 233-1753 (506 amino acids)
Source: RefSeq, a predicted model, not a curated record